This is a messenger RNA of Cucurbita maxima (winter squash), 1633 nucleotides long. Its product is annotated as trihelix transcription factor PTL-like. The transcript has 2 exons. The record is from RefSeq and is a predicted model, not a curated record. NCBI's taxonomy places the organism in Eukaryota, Viridiplantae, Streptophyta, Magnoliopsida, Cucurbitales, Cucurbitaceae. Bases 135 to 1328 code for a protein of 397 amino acids.
GAAGACUCGGAUCCUGCCUCCCUCCCUAGCCUAAAGCCUCAUAUUUUUCUCUCCAACCAGCUUCCACUAUGGACCCCUUUCCUUUUCUCUUCACCUGAAUUUUCAGUUUUUCACUCUCCAACGCCCCCCAUAACAUGUCCGACAAAUACACAUACCCAGAUCUCCGGCAACUCACCGCCGACAAACCCAUCUUUCCGGCAACCCCACAAACCCUAGACUCCUUCUUCCCUCACCACACCCACCUGACACGUGGUUUCUCUCCGGCACCACCACCGCCGCCACCGCCACUCCCCAAAUUCCCCCCUCUCCAGCUCCUUCUUCCCGAUCCCGCCGUUCUCCCCGAUGGGCUUUUUCAGUUUGGCUGUUCCAAUACCUCCACCGCCGCUGGCGGCGCAACCCCCUCCGCCGCUGUGUCAGCUCCGUUUUACCGGCGGAAUAAGAUGAUGGAUAGCGAAUGGUGUCCGUAUGGAAACGACGUCGUUGGAGGAAGUAAUGGAGCUAAUAGUAGAUGGCCAAGGCAGGAAACUCUCACUCUUCUUGAGAUCAGAUCUCGGCUUGAUUCAAAGUUUAAAGAGAGUAAUCAGAAAGGUCCCCUUUGGGAUCAGGUUUCUAGGAUGAUGGACGUGGAAUACGGGUACAAAAGGAGUGGGAAAAAAUGCAAAGAAAAGUUCGACAAUUUAUACAAAUACUACAAGAAAACAAAGGAGGGCAAAACGGGGAGGCACGACGGGAAGCACUACAGAUUUUUCCGGCAACUCGAAGCCAUAUACGGCGGAUGUAACGACCAAUUAUCCUCCCCCACCGUUGUGGAAUCUAACAUCUAUGGAACCUCUGCCGUCGAAGCCGGAGAAGCAGGCAUUAACAAUAACAACGGCAACGAGAAGGCAUUGGUGGGUGGAACGAGUUUAAGCUUUUCAAUUUCGUCGGAUUUUGAAACGUCGUCGUCAGGGAACUACCAUGACGACGACUUGUCGGCGAUAGCGUUUAUGAUGAAUCAAAGGAGGGUGGAGAAGGCGAGGGAAGACGACAAGUCGAAAGGGGACGGUGGUCGAGGCGGGAGGUGGAGGGAGGAGGUGGAGAAAAUGUUGGAUUCUAAGCUGAGUAGGUUAAUGGAAGUGCAGGAGAAUUGGAUGGAGAAGAUUAUGGCGAGUGUGGAAGAUGGAGAAAAGGAGAGGAUUUUGAAAGAGGAGGAAUGGAGGAAGAAAGAAGUGGCGAAAUUUGAUCAUGAAAUGAAUGAGUUUUGUGCGAGGGAGAGAGCUUGGAUUGAAGCUCGAGAAGCUGCGUUAAUGGAGAUUAUGAAGAGAUUUGGAGGAAAAGGGUAUGAUUAGAACAAUAAUAUAUAUAUCGAUUUGUAGAUGGACGAAUUAUUCUAGUGGUUGGAACGAUCCGUCACGUGAUCAUCAUCAUCCUAGCUCGAAAUUAUGUGUCGAACUUAACCCAUGGUUAUUGUGGAAUGACAUGUCACGUGAUCGUGAUCAUCCUAGAUUGAAUUAUAUUUUGAACUUAGCCCUUGGUUACUGUGGAAUGACGCGACACGCGAUCAUGAUUGUCCUUGAUCGAAAUUAUGUGUCGGAAUUAACCCACGGUUAUUGUGGAAUGACAUGUCACGUGAUCGUGAUCAUCUUAGAUCGAA